AUGAUUUGUGAAUGGAACCAUCCAACCAACCAGAAUUAGUUUCCUUCAAGAUAAAGCAACCUCUCUAUCCUUGUUGGCAUUCCAACCCAAACCCAAUUCACUUUUUCAACCUUUUAUCAUCAAACUGUCUUUAUUAUAGAUUCAUUCAUUCAAUCAUCCAAUACAAACAAACCUUACCAUUGCCACCUUGCUUAUUUAUCUUAUGAUGAAACAUACAACAUUAACAUUUUAUUUCUUCAUUAUUAUUAUUGGAAGUUUGAACCAUUUUUUUUGACCCUCUUUCUUUCUUCCCACCAAACUCACUCACUCAAUCAAAUCUUUUCCAAUUUUCAACUUUAUCCAUUUGCCUCGUUUCUACCAAUUUCAUCCUUAAUUUUAAUUUUAAUUUAAUCAUUAUUUUCCUCAACACAUAUAGAUAAGGUACAUCCAAAAAAAAAAAAACAUUCACAAUUUUAAACAUAAACAUAUUACUCUGUUUCAACUUUCAACCGAUUUUGUAACAUGAUGAGAAGAAGACAGCAUCAUGAAGAUGAACAAUCAAAAGCUUUCUACGAACUAUCAGCAAUUGUUCUUAAUCUUCUCCGUUCACCACCAACACCGUUAAAUUUCUCCGAUCAUCAAACGGGACCGCCUAUACGGCGUUUACCUCCUCCUCAAAUCUCGCCGGCGGGAUUCGCUUCUCUGCUUCUUGGAAUUUCGGUGGCUCUGAUGCUAUGUGGAUCGGUCACGUUCUUUAUUGGGUUCGUUUUGAUGCCGUGGGUUUUAGGAUUGAUUAUGAUUCUUUAUGUCGCUGGAAUUGUUACCACUAUCUCCGAUUUGGGUCGUUCUAUUCUUUGCUACGUUACGGCGGCACCGGAGCCGCCACCUAAGGAUAUACCAGCGUGGAAGCUUAUGUGAAGUAUCGAAUGGAGAAUGAAAUUGAGGAUACCGGUGUUUGGGUGCGGCUUAAAUUUAAAUUUUUGUUGUUACAGCGUGGAAGCUUAUGUGAAGUAGGUGCCUAAUGCAACUUAUACAACCAAUUCUCCAGAUUAUGGAGCUUCCUUCUCUUAUCAGAUGCAAGAAUCGUGGAUAUAUAGCUUUUGUAUCAAGUUACUGAAUUUUGUGGAUAUGGAUUCUCUGUGCAUUACAAAGAGUGGAGUAAAAUUUUGAAGAACAGCGCAAGUAUCGAAGGAGUUAUUUGCACUUCCUCGCUUCCUUCUUGCAUUGCCGUUAUCAAUUGUUUUACUUAACUUUAUUACCACUUUCUACAUUAGGCUUUUUAAUUUCCUCUUGUUAAGUUCUAAACAUGUCAUUAACUGUAAAAAGAGAAGGAAAAAAUAUAUGAUUUGGCCCGAGAAUAGGGAUUGUACUGCACUGUAUUGAGAAGAAUAUUUCGAAUCGGAUGGUUGCUACAUGUAACAGGUGAAAUUAUUUAUUUGCAGAUCGUUACUGCUAUUGAAGA
Trifolium pratense (red clover) is the source of this 1441-nucleotide messenger RNA. RefSeq lists its product as uncharacterized. The transcript is spliced from 2 exons. The record is from RefSeq and is a predicted model, not a curated record. The coding region runs from base 502 to 897 and encodes 131 amino acids. NCBI's taxonomy places the organism in Eukaryota, Viridiplantae, Streptophyta, Magnoliopsida, Fabales, Fabaceae.